Messenger RNA from Penaeus monodon (black tiger shrimp), 1614 nucleotides. RefSeq names its product basic salivary proline-rich protein 1-like. The record is from RefSeq and is a predicted model, not a curated record. The transcript is spliced from 5 exons. The coding region runs from base 1 to 1614 and encodes 537 amino acids. NCBI's taxonomy places the organism in Eukaryota, Metazoa, Arthropoda, Malacostraca, Decapoda, Penaeidae.
AUGCAGAAUGGAACAAUUAAUGCUUUUCAUAAUCAUAACCGGGAUCACAGGUGCAUUCAACCCUUGCCCGCACCUGUCACUGGCAUUGUCACUGUUACUGUCACUGCCAUUGUCUCUCCGUUGUCUGACCCUAUCAUUGUCACUGUCCCUGUCACUGUCCUUGUCACUGCACUCAUGACAGCAACAGCCCGUAUUGCCAGGGUCUGCAGUGUGGGAAAAGGCUGCCCUGCGUUUGCUCUUCGUAUCAAAUGUGGUUCGCAUGAAGCUACCCAUGCCAGCAGGGGAUUUGAAAUCAGAGUCACCUUCUCUUAUCCUGUAUGCCUGCUAGGCUUGUGGCCGGACAGGAAGCUUGCCAUACAGCUAGCGAGGAGAACCAGGCCUUCCAGUAGGGACAUGUCCUUAGCCAGAGGGCCCUUGCUGGGGAGGCACGAGACGCCCCCCGGGAGGCCCGAGACCCCCCUGGGAGGCCCGAGACGCCCCUCAGGAGGCCCGAGACCCCUCAGGAGGCCGAGCCCCCUCGGGGGCCCGGACCCCCCUCAGGAGGCCGGGAGCCCCCGGGGGCCCGAACCCCCCUCGGAGGCCGAGCCCCCUCGGGGACCCCGAGACCCCCUCAGGAGGCACGAGACGCCCCCAAGGCCCGAGACGCCCUCAGGAGGCCCGAAAAACCCCCUCGGGGGGCCCGAGACGCCCCUCAGGAAGACCCCCCCCGGGGGGAACCCCCUCAGGAGCCCGAACGCCCCUAGGGCCCGAGACGCCCCUCAGGGGGCCCGGGACCCCCUCAGGAGGCCCAAAAAGACCCCCCUCAGGGGGCCCCGAGACGCCCUCGGGGGCCCGAGGCCCCUAAAGGGGGCCCCCGAACGCCCCUCAGGACCCCGGAAAAGCCCUCGGGGAGGCCCGAACCCCCCUCGGGCCCCCGAGACCCCCCUCAGGGGCCCGGACGCCCUCAAGGAGGCCCAGACGCCCCUAGGAGGCCCGAAAACCCCUCGGACCCCCGAGCCCCUCAGGGCACGAGAAGCCCCCAGGAGGCCCGGAGCCCCUCGGGAGCCCAGACCCCCCUCGGAGGCCGAGCGCCCCUGGGAAAAAAGGCCCGAGGACCCCCCCUCGGGGCCCGAACGGGGGCCCCGGAGCCCCUCAGGAGGCCAAAAACCCCCGGGGCCCCCCCUCAGGAGGCCCGAGACGCCCCUAAAGGGGGCCCCGGAGAACCCGAGGCGCCCCUCAGGGGGCCCAGACGCCCUCAGGAGGCCCGAGACGCCCCUAGGAGGCCGGACGUUGGGGGGGGCCCCUCAGGAGGGGCGUCGGGGGGGAGGCCCCUUAAGGGGCCCCCCUGGGCCCCCCCCUCAGGGGGCACGAAAAAGCCCCUCAGGACCCGAGACGCCCCUCGGGAGGCCCGAGCCCGCCCCUCAGGAGCCCGUGCCCCUCAGGACCCGAGACGCCCCUCAGGGGCCCGGACGCCCCCCAGGGGGCCCGAGACGCCCUCAGGAGGCCCGAGACCCCCCUCGGAAGGCCCGAGCGCCCCCAGGGGCCCGUGACCCCCCUCGGGAGCCCCAAAACCCCCCCCAGGAGGCCCGAGACCCCCCCCAGGAGGCCCGUAAACAAAGCCAAGGGAUUAUCUGA